Molecule: messenger RNA, 1082 nt
Organism: Dimorphilus gyrociliatus
Lineage: Eukaryota; Metazoa; Annelida; Polychaeta; Dinophilidae
Source: the annotation of a GenBank genome assembly
UUUUUGGCAAAGGGUUUAACCUUUUUAGCUAUCUCUUCUAUUUACUCAACGAUUGUAUAAUAUUUUUCCUAAGAGCAAUUUCUAAUUCAAAACUGCAGUUUAAGUGAAGACAGAUCAAGAGCACAUGCAAACUUUAUUCUUGUAUUCUCUGUUGCUCAUUUAGAGGAUGGUUUAAAUUUUAUCUUUAUCGAUAGAUGGCAUAUAUCAUAGAAUGAAGCGCCAUCUAAACGAAGUUUAAUUUCUCCUGCCUAUGUCCUGGCAAAUAGAUAGGGCAAGUUUUUUCGACUUGUUAGUUUAAAUCUUUCAUUGUGUCCUCUAUUCAAGAAGAGGAAACUAUUUUCCAGCCGCUUUAAGUAUUUCUUUCAUAAUGAGAGCAACUUGAAAUGAUUGAAAAUCUCAGAGAAGAUAAAUGUAACAAAUUUCAACAUAUUUUUACAAUUGGAUUUUCAGCGUAUGUUUUAAUUAGCAAAAAUUUCGACAGAUUGCUUCCACAUUUUUGGAGGAUUUAAUAUGCCAAAGUAUAGAUGUAAACCUAAAAAAGUUGAAAUAACUGAUAGAUACGAAAAAACAGAAACAUAUCAUACUAAUAAAGUACAAUCCUUAACGUCUACAAGUACUACGUACGAUUGCGAGGAUUACGGAAAUAUUUCCGGUAUUUUAGAUACUACUUCUUGUUCGUCUGGAAAUGAAGAAACUUCUGCUUAUAGCGAUUUUAUCAACAUUAAAACUGAAUCCAUAGAGGAGGCUGUUAAAUAUGAAAUAUCUAAGCAACUGGAAAGUUACAGAAAUUUACAGUCCCCAAUGGCAGAUAUAAGUUUACCAGAUUUCUUAACUGGAUUUAAUAAGUCAUCUAAGAGAGGAAAAACUUCAAAACUUUAAAAAUAUAAUUGUAAAUAAAUGUUAUUUGACGCUGUCAAAUAUUUAUUGGCAAAAAUUGUAUAUUAUUCGAAUUAAACACUAUCUUAAAAGAUAGAUUCCGUCAUAUAUCUCACACUUUGGUGUUAUCACUAGCAAUAAUUUGAAAAGAUAAAUAUGAGAUGACAUAAUAUAUAAUAUUAUUAUAUAAGUUUCAACUUCCGAUU